Messenger RNA from Knipowitschia caucasica, 1158 nucleotides. The record is from the annotation of a GenBank genome assembly. Lineage: Eukaryota; Metazoa; Chordata; Actinopteri; Gobiiformes; Gobiidae.
AUGCCUUCCUGUGGCACACAAGAGCGAACAGAGAACAGACCCCAACAUGAGGCUGUGGAUGGAGGCCUGGAUGGAGGCCUGGAUGGAGGCCUGGAUGGAGGCCUGGAUGGAGGCCUGGAUGGAGGCCUGGAUGGAGGCCUGGAUGGAGGCCUGGAUGGAGGCCUGGAUGGAGGCCUGGAUGGAGGCCUGGAUGGAGGCCUGGAUGAGGGCCUGGAUGGAGGCCUGGAUGAGGGCCUGGAUGGAGGCCUGGAUGGAGGCCUGGAUGGAGGCCUGGAUGGAGGCCUGGAUGGAGGCCUGGAUGAGGGCCUGGAUGGAGGCCUGGAUGAGGGCCUGGAUGGAGGCCUGGAUGAGGGCCUGGAUGGAGGCCUGGAUGGAGGCCUGGAUGGAGGCCUGGAUGAGGGCUCGGUCAGCCCCUCACUCUGGGACCACACGGAUCUGGGGUCUGCUGCAGAACGCUCCCUCCCCCCGGCUGCCUGCAGGCCGAGCCUCCAGGAUGUGGACGCCCAGGACUUCGAUGAAGACUUUGACGAUCUUCCACUGGAUGAACUGGACUACAACGUCCUGGCUCAGGAUCCAGACCAGGACCCACACAGCGACAAUGACUUCAUGGAGGAAGACCUGGUCUUCAUUGGAGAGAUGGAAGUCUCUGUGGUCCAGGCCCCCACCUCCCUCCUAGAGGCCCCCAUACCCCCCCCAGAGGCCCCCACCUCCGCUCUGGACCUCAGCUCCUCCCCCUUCACGUACAUCUGUCUGCUGGAGCUCCUCCCGGAGGAGCAGGACCCUGUGGAGGUCCAGGUGAAGGCCUUCCUGGUGACUCUGCUGAGCAGACUGAGGAGCAGAGGGAGGAGGUGGCAGGUGGAGGCGCGGGUCUCUGAUGGGACCGGGUUCUUGGACGUGACGGUCUCGGAUCAGGUGCUGCAGGGCCUUCUGGGCUUCAGCGUGGAGGAGAAGGUCCAGAUGAGGAGGGACCCAGCCCAGAGGAAGCGUCUGGAGGCCGGCAUGAGGAGGUGCCAGGAGGGGCUGGUCGACAUGAGUCUCAUCAUGGCCCUGAGGGUCGACCGGAGGAGGAAGGAGGUGCUGCUGAAGGAGACCAGGGAGCUGACAACACAGGACAUACAGGAGCUGCAGGAGAGAGUCCGAGGAGGAGAGAGGAGGUGA